CCAAGCUCUGAGGCGUGAACUCGUCGCCGGUCUCCACCAAAACACUUGAGAGUCUCAUCAUCCCCUCCUUCUAAGUCUUUGAGAUAAUAUCCGGUUCUCCGCGGGGAGGAACGCCGACGCCGACGCCGAAACCCAAGCAUGGUCCCGACCCGGCUAAUCCCAUAGGUCUGAACGCUAUAAAAGCCCGUCCGCGAACCACCGAUGUUCAGAGCAGCAACGCCAGAGCUUCACCUGCCUCAUCUCCAGCCACCUGCUAACCAGCUCUCCCCCCCCCCCCCACACACACCGGGAAAAACAGAUCCAACCGAGAACCACCACUACCGCCACCGCCAUGAGACAGUCCGCCGUGAUGCCCUCCCUCUUCGCCGCCGCGCUCCUCUUCCAGUGCUACGCCGCCGCCGCCGCCGGGCCCCUGAGCAGGAACGUGGACGACGGCGACGCCUCCUUGGAGCAGGACACCCUGAGCUCCUUGCUCCUCGGCGAGGAGGCGGCGGAGCAGUCCCUGGCCGGCGACGACCCCGCCGUCACGGUGGGCCGAAGCGGGGGUCCCAGAGUGAUCGUGAUGAUGGCCGACGCGGCGGUGCUGAGGAACCUGAGGGCGCUGGACCGAGGGCUGUCCUACUACAAGCAGCAGCAGCAGCAGCAGACGAAGGCCGGGGACGGCGGCCUGACGCUGGAGCGCCGGGAGCGGUUGAUGGGGCUGGAGCCCGGGAUGGCCCUCCGCAAGCGGGACACCAUGAGGUGCAUGGUGGGGCGGGUGUACCGGCCCUGCUGGGAGGCAUAGACUCUGGGCGGAGGCCCUCUCCUCUUUCAUCAGCAUCAUCGUCACCGCCGUGGACUCCGACACCUCCUUCUCCGACACCU
Messenger RNA from Gadus morhua (Atlantic cod), 864 nucleotides. It is a transcript of the gene pmchl, whose product is annotated as pro-melanin-concentrating hormone, like. The record is from RefSeq and is a predicted model, not a curated record. The coding region runs from base 332 to 784 and encodes 150 amino acids. The transcript has a single exon. Gene Ontology annotation, biological process: behavior; chemical synaptic transmission. NCBI's taxonomy places the organism in Eukaryota, Metazoa, Chordata, Actinopteri, Gadiformes, Gadidae. Gene Ontology annotation, molecular function: type 1 melanin-concentrating hormone receptor binding; melanin-concentrating hormone activity.